This is a messenger RNA of Fraxinus pennsylvanica, 912 nucleotides long. The record is from the annotation of a GenBank genome assembly. Lineage: Eukaryota; Viridiplantae; Streptophyta; Magnoliopsida; Lamiales; Oleaceae.
AUGGACGCAGUUACCCUCUCCACUCCACUCUCUCAGCAUUCACCUCUAUUCAACCAAUUCCACUCUCUCUCUAAGCGGCCACACACAUUCUCUUUCCAACCACCCAGAAAACUCCCAACGUUACCCCUCAAAUACUCCCUUAAUUCUCACCUACCCACUUAUUCAACUCAAAAUUCAAGUGCUCAAUCUGGGGACUCGCUUUUGCUCCACCUCUCUGCGUCGGCACCGCAGACUCCUGCCACCGCAAUCCGCGGCGCCGAGACUGACGCCAUGGGUUUGUUGCUCAAGGAGAGGAUUGUUUUCUUGGGAAAUCAGAUUGAUGAUUUUCUUGCUGAUGCUAUUAUCAGCCAGCUGCUCUUGCUUGAUGCCCAGGACCCCACUAAGGACAUUCGACUUUUCGUCAAUUCCCCCGGUGGCUCCCUCAGUGCUACAAUGGCCAUCUUUGAUGUUGUACGACUUGUUAGAGCUGACGUCUCCACAAUUGCCCUAGGCAUUUCAGCAUCAACAGCUUCCUUAAUCCUUGGUAGUGGCACCAAAGGCAAACGCUUUGCAAUGCCUAAUGCUCGAAUUAUGAUACAUCAGCCAAUGGGGGGUGCAAGUGGGCAAGCAAUAGAUGUCGAAAUUCAAGCCCGAGAAGUAAUGCAUAACAAAAAAAAUGUCACUAGAAUUAUAUCCGAUUUCACUGGUCGCUCAUUUGAACAAGUCGAAAAAGAUAUUGAUAGGGAUCGUUACAUGUCCCCUAUUGAAGCAGUUGAAUACGGCAUAAUUGAUGGGGUUAUUGAUAGAGAUAGCAUUAUUCCACUUGUGCCUGUUCCUGAAAAGGUCAAGGCUUCUACAUUUAAUUAUGAGGAGAUCAGCAAAGACCCUAAGAAGUUUUUGACACCAGAAAUUCCUGACGAUGAGAUAUAUUAG